AGUCUCAUGGUUUCUCGCGAUGAUUCACGCGAUUCGCCGCAGAGAUAAUCCAGUUAACGUAGCAACUACUUGACUUCGGCUGGUGGUGGAAGUGGACCGCAAUAAACAGAGGCAAGGUUGUUGGAAACUCCUAAACACCAAUCAUGUCAGAGUUGAGUGGGAAGUGCCUGACCGUCCUGGGUCUGAUGGAUCCAGACCAACUGGGCCGCACCAUGACCCAUGAGCACCUGACCAUGAGCUUUGAGUGCUGCUACUUCCCUCCUCCUCCAGGUGACGAGGCGGUGGCGGAGAACCCCUUCAAGAUGCAGCACAUGCACUGGCUGAGACAAAACCCCUAUAGCUGCCAUGAGAACUUGCUGCUGCUGCAGGAGACCGCCGCCGUGCGGGACGAGCUGCAUGCCUACAGGAAGGUGGGCGGGGGCACAAUUGUGGAGAACACCACCACGGGCAUCGACCGGGACCUGCCCACCCUCAGGCAGCUGUCCAAGGACACCGGGGUCCAUGUCAUCGCAGGAGCAGGGUACUAUGUGGACUGCACCCACACUAAGGCCACCAAGAGAAUGAGUGUGGAGAAGCUCACAGACAUCAUCAUCAGCGAGGUGCUUCAUGGCGCUGACGGCACAGACAUCCGCUGCGGUGUAAUCGGAGAGAUCGGCACCGGCUGGCCCAUCACAGAGAGCGAGACAAAGGUGCUGAGGGCCACGGCUCACGCUCAGGCCCAGCUCGGCUGCCCCGUCAUCAUCCACCCCGGUAGGAAUCCUGCCGCUCCCGCUGAGGUCGUCCGGAUUCUUCAGGAGGCCGGCGGUGACAUUGGCAAAACUGUCAUGUCACACCUGGACAGGACUAUAUUUGAUGAUGGCGAGCUGCUUGAGUUUGCGAAGCUGGGGAGUUAUCUGGAGUAUGAUCUGUUUGGAACAGAGAUGCUGAACUACCCUUAUAACCUGGAGGUGGACAUGCCCAGUGACAGCCAGAGAGUGAAGGCCUUGGCGUUCCUUGUGAAGGAGGGCUACGAGGACAAGAUAGUGGUUGCACACGACAUCCACACCAAGAACCGCCUCACCAAGUACGGCGGCCACGGCUACUCUCACAUCCUGAACAACAUUGUGCCGAAGAUGCUGAUGAGGGGCAUCUCGCAGCACCAGGUGGAUAAGAUUCUUAUCGACAACCCGAAAUGCUGGCUGACCUUCAAAUAAAGCAAAAAAAAAAAAAAAAAGACCUAAAGGAGGAAUUUUGAUGUAGCGAUUAUUUUAUCUCCAGAUGAUGACUGAACACCCCACAAUGAAUACUUUGAGAUCUUUGCAAACAGUCCAAAUGCAUUUGUAAAUGUGCUUUGGAGCCUUAAACCAAUGAGCAUACAGUGUUUGUGCAUGGAUCAAUCUUUAAUGUCAAUAUUACAUUUUUCAGCAUACAGUAGAAAAAAUGUUUUGGUAAUUUGUCUUUGAAGUGGAAAAUAAUCACAGGCUGUCGUUUCGUUCAGCUGAAAGAGUUUUGUUAUGGAGGACCUCAUUAAUUAACACUUGAUUUUAUAUUUUUGAUUAUAUAUUAUUCACUUUUUAAGCAGAUUACAUCAAAGGAGCCUUGCAGGAUCACAGUGCCUCUCAUUAGCGGUCUUGUUUUGGUUCCAUGUAUGUCCCACAAAAAAGCAUUUUCUUUUAUGCACAAAUGUGAAUGCAAUCUAAGACCAAUAUUUUCCUUUCUCUGUGGGUGUGGCCUACAGUGGUGCUCACAAAUAUGGUGCUAAUUGAUUUUUCUGUUUCAAUGUCACAGUUGCUUUGUUUGUGUUUGUAUGUGACAUUUCUGCAAAUAUGUUUUUUUUUGGGGGGGGGGGGGGGUAAUGAGCAGUCUGGUAAUCAGUAUGCUGCUCUGCUCUCCACACAAUGCGGCUGUGUUAGAUGAGUUGUCCUGUUGCCCCUCAGUGGGUGUCUGGGUGUCUAUGGGAGGCUGACUGGCUGGCAGGCCCAGAUGAAGGACAUGUUCUCCUCUCAUCUGGGAACAGGUGGCCUCACAGGGUGACUUCAUCACAUGAUCAAUGGCAUGAUCGCCACAGUGCACUGAACAGCUAUGUAACUUUUGAUUAAUCUUCCCAGAGGAUUAGAAAGUGAACAAGAGGAUUUAAUUUUACAUUGUAUUGUACACAUUAGCCGACAGUCUUAUCUGGAGGGACUCAACAAACACGCAGGCAGAUCGAUGUCCGUGGUCGUGCUCGAGGAAACAUUCCCGUCAGUGUGACUGUCCAGUUUUGUGAUCUUGACUAACCGUCAGACCACCCUGUUGCCCCAACCAGCUGUCGUAUUGAGACAAGGAAAGUGAGUUACAGUGAUUAUUUGGUGACAGCGCUUCAAUAUGAACAUCACAAUGGCCCUUUACAGAAUCAGUUUAUCUUUAAAGUGUUAUUAUGCUGCACAGAGUUGAAAUGCCAUUUUAGAAUCAUGCAUCACUACUUACGUUUUCACUCAAAAUGCAUCAACUAUCAUUUUUUUUCAAUAAAGCACACAUAUUGACUAACA
Molecule: messenger RNA, 2507 nt
Organism: Micropterus salmoides (largemouth bass)
Lineage: Eukaryota; Metazoa; Chordata; Actinopteri; Centrarchiformes; Centrarchidae
Gene: pter
Product: phosphotriesterase related
Exons: 5
Coding region: 144-1193 (349 amino acids)
Biological process (GO): catabolic process
Molecular function (GO): zinc ion binding
Source: RefSeq, a predicted model, not a curated record